Messenger RNA from Plasmodium cynomolgi strain B, 1752 nucleotides. RefSeq lists its product as hypothetical. Gene Ontology annotation, molecular function: protein binding. The transcript has 2 exons. Gene Ontology annotation, cellular component: nucleolus; small-subunit processome; 90S preribosome. Gene Ontology annotation, biological process: maturation of SSU-rRNA from tricistronic rRNA transcript (SSU-rRNA, 5.8S rRNA, LSU-rRNA). The record is from RefSeq and is a predicted model, not a curated record. The coding region runs from base 1 to 1752 and encodes 583 amino acids. Lineage: Eukaryota; Apicomplexa; Aconoidasida; Haemosporida; Plasmodiidae.
AUGGCUGCUGGCGCGCCCGGGGGAGAGGGGCUCCUUGUCCUGAGGGAGGUGACUCCCCAGGCGGUGGAAGAGCAACAUAUAAAGAUCGACGUGGAUCGGGCCAGCCGUAAAAGAGACAACAAUAAACUACUGAGCAGGUUAAAGAAAAAUAUCCGAGAGAAGGUCCUUCGGAAGGAACGAAUCGACUACCUGGCAGUGGAUCCGAAAGAGCUUCCCCAGAAUUUACCAAAAACGAAAAAAAUAAAAAAUAAAAAAAUAAAAGCAAAAUUGAAGAGAGAUGUCAGGCUAGCCAUUUUAUCCUCCAAAAAGCUGCUAGCGAAUAGCAAGUUUAAGCGAGUGGAGGAGGGGUUCAUUCGGUUGGCAGCGGAGGACCGCAUGGGGGCGGCACCUAGUGGGAAGACCAGCAAAGGGGGGAAGUCUGCCAAAGGGGAGAAGUCCACCAAAGGGGGGAAGUCUGCCAAAGGGGAGAAGUCCACCAAAGGGGAGAAGUCCACCAAAGGGGAGAAGUCCACCAAAGGGGAGAAGUCCAUCAGUGAGGAAGAACCCGCCAAUGAGGGAGAACCCGCCAAUGAGGAAGAACCCGCCAAUGAGGGAGAAUCCGCCAUUGGCGCCCUUUCAGGGGCACGCCCCUUGCUAACGCAGAAGGAGCUUUACGCCCGAGCGGACGUGGGCACCAAAAAAAAGGUAAUAGACUUGAGACUGAACUUGGGACCCUACCGAUGUAGGUACUCACGAAAUGGAAAGUACCUGCUAUCCACCGGAGAAAAGGGACAUAUCACACUAAUCGAUACACACAACUUAGAACCCAUGUGUGAGUUAGAAGUAGAAGAAUCCGUUAGAUGCAGCACCAUCCUACACAACCACAAGCUAUUCGCAGUGGGACAAAAAAAAUAUACAUAUAUUUAUGACCACACAGGGAUUGAGGUGAACUGCAUUAAGGAUAUCCUUUACUCAUACCAACUUGAAUUCCUUCCCUUUCAUUUUUUAUUAACUUCUAUUGGGGAGUUUGGAGAGUUAGUGUAUCAGGACAUAUCAAUGGGGAGUAUCAUUACGAGAAAAAAAACGAAAAGAGGUCCCUGUAAAAUAAUGAAGCAGAACAAACAGGAUGCAACCAUCUACCUUGGUCAUAAAAAUGGACACGUAACUGUAUGGACCCCAAACAUAGAUAAACCAGUAUGUGAUCUGUAUUGUCACGCUACUCCUAUUUCGGCGGUAGCGGUUCAUAAAAACUACCUGGUCACGUCUUCCCUUGAUUGUACAUACAAACUGUGGGACCUGAGAAAAUUACAACUCGUUCAGUCGAAUCGAUCCCAUAACGUCAUCAAUGAGAUGGAAAUUAGCGACACGGGGGUAGUUGCCAUGGCAAUAAACAGUCACUUUAGGACAUACAGAGAUUUUUUUAGCACCCCCCAGCUGUAUCUAACACAUAACACGUAUGGAGAUAAAAUAAACUCGCUAUCAUUUCAGCCAUUUGAGGAUAUAUGCUGUGUGGGUUCACGGUACUCCAUUAAGUCUCUUCUCAUUCCAGGGGCUGGACUAGCCAACAUCGAUACCUACGUGAAUAACCCAUACGAAACGAAGAAGCAAGUUCGAGAAAAUGAAAUAAGGUCCCUAUUGGAUAAGUUACCCCCGGAUACCAUCACGUUUGGGAAGAACGAACUUGGGAGGAUCAACCCGUUUGCUUCAAGCGUGAAGCAGGGGAAGGGAGCAACGCACUAUGAGGAAGCACCAAAUGGGGGACUCAUCGGAUGA